AUGAACAAUUCAAUUGGAGAUCUCAUUCAGUUUGAUGAUUGUACCGAUUUAAAGGUUGCUUCAAUAGUAAACAAAACAUCAUACAUAUCUUGUAUUAAAAUCCAUGGGAAACCGAUAUUACCUCCUCUCAUCAGUGAAGAAAAAAGAUUGGAAUUGAGAAAGUAUAAGGAAAAAGCAAUUGAAAUAGAAAAAAAAUUACAAAAGAAUAAAGUGAAUGACCAAAUUUCAAGUGAUGUGUCUCCAAUAUCAACAUUGCCUCCCAGUCGACAGUCUACUCCUGCCAGACCUGCUAGCUUAGAUUUAAAUGAAAAGUGUCCUGGGCAGACUUACCUGCUCUCUAAAUCAAAAACAGAAGGAUCUCUGCAUGAAUACUCGAAAACAUUAAUUGCAGAUUCACCAAAUAAUUCUAGUCAGCCAAGUUUCAAAAAAUUAGAUUUUAAUUCAUAUAAGAGCACAUUAGAGCAAAGAUUGGCUCUCGAGGAAAAUUUACCAGUAAAACAAAUCAGAAAUAAAUAUAAACAAUCUCCCAUUGUUGAAGAAAAAUGGUGCGAUUCUGAAGAAGAUUUCAAUAAGUGGUCUCCUUUAAAAGUAGAACCCCUGAAUUCUUUUAAAGUAACGUUGCAAAAUGAAAAUUUAGAAAAAUCGCUGGACGAUAGUCAAAACACUCCAGAUACCAUAACCCAAUCUCCUAGUUUAUUGCGUCAAAAUUCUUACACGUUACUAACGCCAAGUCCAGCAUUGUUAGGUUACCUAGAAUCAGAAAAAAAAAAGAAACACGAAAACGUGCAUAGAUCAAAUUCCGGGAGAAAAACUUGGAAUUUAUCAAAAGCUCAAGAAAAAUGGAAUCCGAACAAUAAAAAUGCAGAUGGAAAAACAAUAAACGGACAAAAUUCAAGCGACGAACAAGAUGUUCAAACCGACAGUAAAAAGGGUUGGAGUUCUUUCGAAGACUUCUCAACUUUUGAGAGCAGUAAUCAAGACGUUGAAUCAAACGACGUGACGGAAGAAAAAGCAUUUACAAACGGAAGUGGUACUAGUCCAGAGUCUUACAAGUGUAGAAAAGGCAUUCCGGUUCCCAUAAAGCUAAAAUGUAAAAUAAAAGGAAAAAAAAGUAAAUUAUUCAAAAGCGUGCCUUCUCCGAAAUCGAGCGAAAAAGUCCAAACCAAAUCGCAAGCGUCAAUUUCAAAACAAAACCCCCCAGAUUAUGUGCCUUCGGAAUUUAAAAACGAAUUGUCGGAAUUGUCCAAUUUGUUGGUUCAAAUGAAAUUCAAUCACGAAAAGCAGAAAAAAGAUUUGGAAGAAAGGCAACAAACGGAAAUGAAGCAAUUGGAAAUAUUGUUUAAAAAAAAAGAAGAAGAGCUAUUGAAAAAAAUACAACUGAAUCCGAAAAAAUCGAGGAAAUCUGUGUACUCGCACAAGUCAAAGAAUCCAGAAACGAACGAAUACGAUAUCAGGGUAAUGGGUGAUGGAAAUCACAGUCAGGGCAAAUAUGACAGAGAGAAUUUUAUUGAGGAAAAAUUUGUUAGUUAUUAUAAGCAAUGUAGGAGACCUCAUUCAGCUAAAGAUUUUCAUCAUAUUUAUAGUUAUGAAGAUAUUAUUGAUGAGAAUAAGAGAGCGAGAUCAACCGAUUUUAAUCAUGGAAAUCAAGACACGGAUUUAGAUGUUAGUUUUCCAGAGGAAUUCGUACAACAAUCCAGAGAUGCGACUUUAAACAAUGAUUGUAUGACCGAAUCGGAUUCCAUAAGUAAUUUUAGCAGUAGAUCGUCGACUAUGAGCUCAGAGAACAAACCGGAUUUAAUUCCCGUCGUUGCAUUUAAAAAAUAUCGAGAUUUGACAAAGGAAGAAUAUGAUAAAUACGUUCGGGCGGCAACUAAAAUCACGGCAGCCGUUCGAGGAUACCUAACGAGAAGAUUGCUUCGAACCGCACACGUUCAAGGAUUGAUAACAACCCUUAAGGAUGCGAUAAUUUGCGCCACGCAGCUUCAUUCAGCUUCCGACAUUGCAGAUUCGGAUAUUGAUCUCAUGAGAAGAUUAGGUCGACAGAUCGAAGCAGCUUGGGAUGCAGUUUACGGAGUUUUUUUCAAUACGGAAACAACGACAAGAUUACAAUUGAUAGCGGCGGAUAGAGAAAGAUUGAAAGCGAUCGUGACGAAAAAUCCGAUCGUAAAUGAUAAGAAGAAAAGGAUUUCGUCUGCUACGAGAAAAUCAUUAGAUAGAAAAAGAGGAAAUUUGAAUUACAUGUCGAAAUCGCAAAGUUCAAACGGAUGCACAAGAGUGAGAAUGUGCACGAAAAUGGCCAAUUCUUAUCCGAGCCCGUAUUUUCCGCAAAAGUUGAAGUGA
Molecule: messenger RNA, 2340 nt
Organism: Pediculus humanus corporis (human body louse)
Lineage: Eukaryota; Metazoa; Arthropoda; Insecta; Psocodea; Pediculidae
Exons: 5
Coding region: 1-2340 (779 amino acids)
Biological process (GO): centrosome duplication; centriole replication; regulation of cytokinesis
Cellular component (GO): centriole
Molecular function (GO): protein binding
Source: RefSeq, a predicted model, not a curated record